This is a messenger RNA of Scaptodrosophila lebanonensis, 11399 nucleotides long. It is a transcript of the gene Nipped-A, whose product is annotated as transcription-associated protein 1. Bases 1 to 11325 code for a protein of 3774 amino acids. The transcript has 21 exons. Gene Ontology annotation, biological process: regulation of DNA-templated transcription; DNA repair. Gene Ontology annotation, cellular component: nucleus; SAGA complex; NuA4 histone acetyltransferase complex. The record is from RefSeq and is a predicted model, not a curated record. Gene Ontology annotation, molecular function: protein binding; transcription coregulator activity. NCBI's taxonomy places the organism in Eukaryota, Metazoa, Arthropoda, Insecta, Diptera, Drosophilidae.
AUGGCGCAAAACGAGAAUAUAUCGGUGAAUACGUUUCGUAACUAUUUAAAUAUUUUGAGUGACCACUCAGCUAAAGAGGAAAUUAAGCUGAAAGCAACACAGGAACUAAGCGAACACUUUGAAAUGAUCAUGCAGAGCCCUUCAUAUCCAGCAUUUUUGGAAAAUGCACUCAAAGUGUUUAUGCGAAUUCUUCAAGAAGGCGAACCACAGUUCAUACAAGAGAAUACAAUGCAACAUAUUCGAAAAUUAAUUUUAGAGAUGAUUCACCGCUUACCAAUAACAGAAAAUCUGAGACAGCAUGUAAAAUCAAUAAUAACAAUGAUGCUAAAAAUAUUAAAAACCGAUAAUGAAGAAAAUGUUCUUGUCAGCCUUCGCAUUAUUAUUGAGCUGCAUAAACAUUUUCGACCAUCUUUUAACCCAGAGAUUCAACAUUUUCUGGGGUUCGUUAAGGAAAUUUAUACAAACUUACCAAAUCAUAUCACUUCGAUUUUUGAAACAUCGAAUGAUAUUUGGAUUACAGACUUAAAAGACUUGAAUCUAGAAAUGCUUUUGUCCGAAGCAUAUUCUGUUAAAACAAUUCACGUGGACAAGCCCAUUGAAUCGAAUCAACAAAUUAUUUACAACCUUUUACCGAGAGGAAUCCUGUCCCUAAAAGUUCUGCAAGAGUUACCUAUCAUCGUAGUUUUAAUGUACCAAAUUUACAAAAAUGCCGUGCAUCAAGAGGUCUCUGAAUUUAUACCACUAAUAAUGACAACUAUUAAUUUACAACCAACGGUUCUACAAAGGAACUCAACACAAAAGGAAGUAUUUGUGGACUUUAUUGGAGCACAAAUAAAAACACUCUCCUUUUUAGCAUAUAUUGUUAAAAUAUUUCAGGAUGUUGUCAUCGCAAAUUCCUUAUCUGUUACAAAUGGAAUGUUAAACCUCAUGAGUAAUUGUCCUAAAGAAGCGGCACAUCUACGCAAGGAACUUUUAAUAGCUGCCCGUCAUAUCUUUGCAACAGAUCUACGUCAAAAAUUCAUACCAUCUAUAGAAAAACUAUUUGAUGAAGAUUUGCUUAUUGGUAAAGGUGUGACUUUGGACUCAAUUCGUCCUCUGGCGUAUUCCACGUUGGCGGAUCUCGCACACCAUGUGCGUCAAAGUUUAAAUUUGGAUGUCCUGAUAAAAGCCGUUAAUUUGUUUUCAAAAAAUGUUCACGAUGAAACCCUUGCAGUUGGAAUACAAACAAUGUCAUGUAAACUUUUAUUAAAUCUGGUCGAUUGCCUGCGACAUCACAGUGAAUUGGAGCCACAGAGAUCCAGAAACCUACUCGCUACAUUACUUAAAGUGUUUGUCAAAAAAUUUGAGACCAUAGCAAAAAUUCAUUUGCCUUCAAUCAUCCAAAGAUGCAAAGGCAACUCACAAACGUCCGGAUCAAAUAAUUUGCCAAACACAUGUUCUUUGCCACCCAUUGGUGUUGCUGAUUUGAAAGAAGAUCAGUUCGGCGCCGAACAAACCAAAUCAUCAUCAACUGGCACUCCAUGGGUUUGCUCUGUAAACGUAGCUGAGUUUCGAAGCUUAGUUAAAACGCUGGUCGGAGGUGUAAAAACAAUUACUUGGGGUUUCUUCAACUCAAAGAUUACGGACUCGCAAACACAGGAUAAAUUAUUUAGUCCGGAAAUUUUGUGUACAUAUAUAGACUUGGUCUAUUUCGCUAUGGAGGCCCUAGAUAUAUAUACUAUUAAUGUAAAUCCAAAUCAGCAGCGCACAUCCGGAUUGAUAUCGAGAAAUAAAGAAGAAAAGGAAGUUUUGGAACAUUUUAGCGGAAUUUUCCUUAUGAUGCAUUCGCAAAACUUUCAGGAAAUAUUUGCAACCACAAUUGAUUUUUUGGUUGAAAGAAUUCAUAAGAAUCAAUCCUUGCAAGUGGUAGCAAACUCAUUUUUGGCUAACCCAACUACUUCGCCACUCUUUGCAACAGUUCUGGUGGAAUACUUGCUUGGAAAAAUGGAAGAAAUGGGUUGCAAUGUUGAAAGAUCUAAUCUGUACCUAAGACUUUUUAAACUUGUCUUCGGAAGUGUCAGUCUCUUUCCGGUGGAGAACGAGCAAAUGUUGCGCCCACAUCUUCACAAAAUAGUGAUUCGAUCAAUGGAGCUGGCAUUAAUUUCAGACGAGCCAUACAACUAUUUCUUACUCUUAAGGGCUUUAUUCCGAUCAAUUGGCGGUGGAAGUCACGACCUAUUAUACCAAGAGUUUUUACCCCUGCUUCCCAAUUUGUUGGAAGGAUUGAACCGCCUACAAAGUGGUUUUCACAAACAACAUAUGCGGGACCUGUUUGUGGAGUUAUGUCUAACAGUUCCGGUUCGUCUAUCGUCGUUGCUGCCCUAUUUACCAAUGCUAAUGGAUCCUCUCGUUUCGGCAUUAAAUGGCUCUCCAACGCUUAUAAGCCAGGGACUAAGAACUCUAGAACUUUGCGUUGAUAACCUACAACCGGACUUUCUGUACGACCAUAUUCAGCCAGUUAGAGCGGCUCUAAUGCAAGCGCUGUGGAAGACUUUAAGAAACCAAGACAACGCAGCACUCGUAGCUUUUCGCGUUCUUGGAAAAUUUGGUGGUGGUAACCGAAAGAUGAUGGUUGAGCCGCAGAUUCUGCAUUACGAUCAAAACGAGAAACCACAAAUUUCUAUUGUAACAUAUUUUCAAGAGUACGAUAAACCCAUUGAGUUCCCCGUCGGAGAAGCGAUCGAGUCUGCAUUCAAGGCCCUAAGUUCAAACACAACAGAUCAGUUUUAUAGACGACAAAGCUGGGAAGUUAUUCGUUGUUUUCUGGCUGCAUUCAUUAGUUUAGAUGACGAGAAGCAUACUCUACUAAAACUAUUUACUCAUCCUGACUUCGUCGAGAGCAACGUCGUUAGCUGGCAGAUUUUUCAACAUAAAUUCGAAGAAGCCAGUGUGCGUGGAACUCACCAGACCGCUCUUAUUGGAAUGCUAGUUGCCUCAGCAACUAAAGAUUUACGAGACUCUGUCUGUCCCGUUAUGGCUGCUGUCGUUCGACAUUACACAAUGGUCGCCAUAGCCCAACAGGCAGGACCCUUCCCACAAAUGAGUUAUCAUGCAUCAAAUGGAAUAGAUCCAAUGGUGUUAAUUGACGCUUUGGCGGCCUGCAUGGGACAUGAGGAAAAAGAAUUAUGUAAGCCCGGAAUAGCGUGUAUGGGAAUCAUUCUUGACACUGCCACAAAUAUUAUGGGAAACAAGGAAAGAGCAUGCAAACUACCGCUUAUGCAGUAUCUUGCAGAGAAAAUGACAGCAUUAUGCUAUGACCGGCCGUGGUACUCUAAGGUUGGCGGCUGCCAGGCCAUACAGUUUCUAUGCAAACACAUGUCUCUUCGAGCUCUGUAUCAGCACCUGUUUAAUUUCCUAAAAGCAUUUAUGUUUGUCUUGAUGGACUUGGAGGGAGAUGUUUCGAAUGGAGCCAUCGAUAUAACCAAAAUGUAUAUGAAAAACAUGCUAGAAAUUUGCAUGAGCCCCAUAAACGUAAAUUGUAGAAGCGAUGAACUUGCCGAUUUACAAACUAAGGCCACAUAUGAAGUUAUCCACGAGCUGGUCAGGCAUAUAACUAGCCCCAACUGUAUAGUUCGAGAGGAAUCGAUGGUUUUAUUGAAGCACAUUGCGCAAAUUCAAAACAGGACUGUUUCGGAGGUUAUGGACCCGCACAAGGAAGUUCUGGCAGAUAUAAUACCGCCAAAGAAACAUUUACUUAGACACCAGCCUGCGAACGCACAAAUUGGAUUGAUGGAUGGAAAUACAUUCUGUACCACGCUGGAGCCACGACUUUUUACAAUAGAUUUAACGAAUACGUACCAUAAACUAUUCUUCCAUGAACUGCUAACUCUAAGUGAAGCCGAAGACUCAACAUUGGCGAAACUGGAUUGUUAUAAAAAUGUUCCAAAUUUAGUUCCACUUCGGAAGAGUGCCCUGCGUGCACUGGCCGCCUGCCACUACAUAAAUGAUAUUCAAUACAAGGAAAAAAUUAUAAACAUAAUUUUCAAAGUUAUGGAGAAUGAUAAGUCUGAGCUACAAGAAACCGCUUACCAUUGUAUGAAGCAGUUCAUAACUGGAAUAACUAUUGAUAAAGAGAAGGUUCAAGCUGCUAUGCGACCGUUGCUUUUGAAACUUGGAGACCAUAGAAAUUUGUCAAUUCCGGCAAUAAAACGGCUGUCAUAUUUUACGCAACUGUUUCCACAAAUGUUUAGCGAGAAGUUAAGUGAACAAAUACUGCAGCAUUGUGCUAAUAUAAUUGAAAUUUUCGUUGGCAACUAUAAGUGCACGAAUCAGAACAUUAAUUUCUUUUCAACCUCCAAAGGUGGAGAAUAUGAACAGAAAAUUGUUACGUUGAUUGAAAUGUUUUACCACAUAACAGCAGCGUCACCGAAAUAUAUAGAGAAAUUGUGCCAACUAGUCCUACAAACCGAAAGCAACUUGAUGAUCGAAGCUUCCAGUCCAUACCGGGAGGCAUUACUGAAGUUUCUUCAACGUUUUCCAUCGGAAACAGUUGAUCAGUUUAUGGCUGAUUCGGUUAUAAUUGAUGCCCAAUGGAAUAGAUUCUUCAUAUUUAUUCUAAAACACGAAAAUGGCCAAUCUUUCAGGGCUGUGAUUAAAAAUCAUAAAUACACCAAAUUAUUAAUGUACAUUAAAUGGAACACCGAGAUAAGCAGUCUGCACAAAUACGAAGUCCAGCAUCAAGCAGUUUUAAUAAUUUUCACACUUAUGGAAUUGGAUGAUCAGUGGAUCCCGACACGGCAGGACAUUGUGGAUGCGUUAAAGGAGCUGUGGCAGAAUAGUUUAUACUCGACCUGUGUCGAAAAUGUUUCCUGCGACUUAUGGCAUUUAGUUGGAAAAAUACUGUUGCUCUAUUUCUCAAAUAACACCAACGAUAUUGAUCUAUUGUUUCAACUUUUAAGAGCACUCUGCUUACACUUCAUUCCGGAUGUACAUUUCCUUCGCGACUUUCUACAAAACACCGUGGCGCAAAGUUUUACGGUCAGCUGGAAGAGAAACGCAUUUUUCCAUUUUGUUGAAAAUUUUAACAAUACAGCGCUUACGGAGGAACUAAAGGCUAAAAUAAUUACAGCCGUAUUGAUUCCCUGCUUUACAGUAAGCUUUGAUAAGGGCGAAGGAAAUAAAUUGAUUGGGGCACCACCCACCCCAUAUCAAGAGGAUGAGAAGAAUAUUGUUUCCGUGUUCAUAAACAAAGUUUUUGAUCCCGAUAAGCAAUAUGAUGAUGCAGUAAGGAUCGCUCUUUUGCAGCUCGCAUGCCUCCUCGUCGAACGUGCAUCCCAACACAUACAUGACGGUGAUGCCAAUAAUAAAAGGCAAGGCAACAAGCUCCGCCGUUUAAUGACUUUUGCUUGGCCCUGUCUUUUAAGCAAAAACUCCGUAGAUCCCACGGCCCGUUACCAUGGCCAUUUGUUACUGGCGCAUAUAAUAGCCAGGCUGGCAAUUCACAAGAAAAUAGUUCUACAAGUAUUCCACUCGCUUCUUAAAGGGCAUGCUUUGGAAGCCAGACCCAUUGUUAAGCAGGCGUUGGAUGUUCUAACACCAGCCAUGCCGCUACGCAUGGAAGACGGCAAUACAAUGCUAACCCAUUGGACAAAGAAAAUUAUUGUAGAAGAGGGUCAUGCAAUGCAACAACUAUUCCACAUCCUGCAACUAAUAAUUCGUCAUUACAAGGUGUAUUUCCCGGUUAGGCAUCAACUGGUCCAGCAUCUGAUCAACUACAUGCAACGUCUGGGUUUCCCUCCAAAUGCAUCUAUUGAGCAUAAGAAAUUGGCUGUUGACUUGGCAGAAGUAAUUAUCAAAUGGGAAUUGCAUCGCAUCAAGGAAGAUGAAAGGGAAACAAGAAUUGAUGGACCAGAGGAAGAGUUAACGAGAGAAACACAUCAAAGUACAAGUGGUGGAACCGCGACCAAAACAGAUGACCUGCUUCGGUCUAUUGAGAAAUCACAUUGUGAUACCGUUCUGAACUUUCUGGUUCGCUUAGCAUGUCAAGUGAAUGAUCCCCAGCCAGGAGUAAUAUCGCCCGGUGAAGGCUUGUCCCGCAGGUGUGUUAUGCUUUUGAAAAUGGCAAUGCGACCAGAAAUCUGGCCUCAACCGUUUGACUUAAAACUUAAUUGGUUGGACAAAAUCCUUACAACUGUUGAAACGCCUCAGCAUAAUUUAAACAACAUAUGUACUGGAAUAGACUUUCUAACCUUCCUCACUACAAUUCUGAGUCCGGAACAAUUAGUCGGCAUAGUCCGGCCCGUGCAACGUGGACUUUCUUUAUGUAUAAUACAUCAAAACACGCGGAUCGUUCGAUUGAUGCACAUAUUUCUAACUCGACUUAUGGCCAUAUUUCCACCGGACGCCCAACACAAGCAUGAAGACCUAGAUGUUCUUUAUAGUGCCAUAAGUAAAAUGAUAACAGAUAACCUCACGUUUUAUGAGAAAAGCCCUCAACCAAAUGCAUCAUCACUCUUCGGUACUCUGAUGAUCUUGAAAGCUUGUACUACAAAUAGUCCUUUCUAUAUUGAUCGCAUACUGGUGCAAUUCAUUCGAGUUCUGAAUCGGCUUACAAAAGAUCAUAUAAACACAAAUACAAAUGGUGCCGUAAAUUCCCAACAGGCGGAUUCAAAUUCACUAGCCCUGGAGCUUUUGGUAUUAUCGCUGGAGUUAAUAAAAAACAGAAUUGUCGUUAUGAGUGUGGAAAUCAGAAAACUUUUCAUUGGCACUAUUCUGAUAAGCCUGAUUGAGAAAAGCUCAGACGUCAAAAUUAUAAAAUGCAUAAUAAAAAUGCUCGAUGAUUGGGUAAAAACUAAAGAAUCUAACAUCAUGACCCAAGUACCGUCCAUUCGGGAGAAAUCUUCGCUGUUGGUGAAAUUAAUGCAACAUGUUGAGAAAAAAUUCGCCGAUGACUCAGAAAUAAACAUUCAGUUUUUGGAGAUCAUAAACUACAUAUAUCGGGAUGAAGUACUAAAGCAGACGGAGCUAACUAGCAAGCUGGAGGGUGCUUUCCUCAAUGGGCUUCGUUUCCAAAACCCACACAUUCGAGCAAAAUUCUUCGAGAUUUUAGAUGCAUCGAUGCGGCGUAGACUACAUGACAGAAUUCUGUAUAUAAUUUGCUCGCAAGCGUGGGACACAAUUGGCUCCCAUUAUUGGAUAAAACAAUGCAUUGAGCUUCUUAUUUUAACCGCCAAUACAAUGACUCAAAUUCAAUGUUCAAAUCCAGCCUUCGAAAUUCCUAGUAUUACUUCAGUAAUCCCAACCAACUCCACCGAUGCUCAAGAGAAUACAUUUGUAUCAUUUUUAUCAUCACAAUCCGAAUCGUUCGAGAAUGUUCAAAAUGUUAACGAUAAGGACGAUGUUUUUGAUAUUGACUUAAAGCUUGAGUUUACAGCUGCCCGCAAGGAAGAUUGCCAACAAAUCUUACCAACUAGACGAGAUACCCUAGUAGAACUUAUUUACAAACAAGCAGAGUUCCUAGAGGCAAACAGAAAUAUACGCACUGAUCAGAUGCUUGUUGCCACGUCCCAACUUUGUCACAUGGAUACACAAUUAGCAGAAAGUGUUUGGUUGGCCAUUUUCCCCCGAAUAUGGAAGAUAUUCACAGAUGACCAGCGAUACAAUAUUACUAAAGAAUUGAUACCAUUUUUAUCGUCCGGCACAAAUGUCAAUCAGAAGGAUUGCUACCCCAGUACAAUAAAUACACUUGUGGAGAGCUUAACUCAAUGUUCUCCAUCGAUUUAUAUUCCACCCAACCUAUUAACCUAUUUGGGCAAAUCGCACAAUCUUUGGCAUCGAACAAUUUUAGUUUUAGAGGACUUGGAACAAACAUAUUCUAAGGGAAAUGAUGUCAAUGUUGAAACUUCAGAUGCAAACCAGCCUGAGUUUGAUUCGCAACACCUAAACAAUAUUUACGACUCUCUGGCAAAAAUGUAUUCGGCUAUGCAUGAGGAAGAUCUCUGGGCUGGAUUGUGGCUAAAAUGUGCUCAUUAUUCAGAAACGAAUAUAGCUAUUUCUUAUGAGCAAAUGGGUUUCUUUGAGGAGGCUCAAGGAGCUUACGAUCUCGCAAUGACGAAAUUUAAACAGGACUUAAACAGCGGAUUGGUGAGCUCGGAUAUUAAUAAUGAGCUUCUACUGUGGGAAAACCAUUGGAUGCGGUGUGCCAAAGAGCUCAAUCAGUGGGAUAUUCUACUGGACUAUGCCCAAACAAAUAAAGAAAAGAACAUGUUUCUAAUACUUGAAAGCUCCUGGCGAGUACCAGACUGGAACCUUAUGAAAAACGCAUUAGCAAAAACAGAGCAGUCCUAUUCGAAACACUAUGGUUUCAAACUGAAUCUUUAUAAGGGAUAUUUAUCUAUUCUUCAUCAAGAGGAGAAACAAGCCGCAACGGUGGAGCGUUAUGUUGAGAUAUCAUCAAGUCUAUGUAUAAGAGAGUGGAGACGUCUUCCCAAUAUCGUAUCUCACAUUCAUUUGCCAUACCUUCAAGCGGCCCAACAAAUAAUGGAGCUACACGAAGCCAGUCAGAUCCAUCAAGGGCUGACACAAUCGAGAAAUUCAUCUCUACACGACAUGAAAGCUAUUGUUAAAACAUGGCGUAAUCGAUUGCCAGUAAUUUCCGACGACCUCUCCCAUUGGAGUGAUAUAUUUACAUGGAGGCAACAUCAUUACCAGAUUAUUACCCAACAUCUGGAACAGCAGUCAGAUCAAGGAAGUACCAUGCUUGGGGUGCAUGCUUCGGCGCAAGCUAUAAUAUCCUUCGGAAAAAUUGCGCGCAAACACAAUUUAACUGGAGUUUGUCAGGAGACAUUGUCCAGAAUAUAUACCAUACCAUCUGUUCCCAUUGUAGAUUGCUUUCAGAAAAUUCGUCAACAAGUUAAAUGCUACCUGCAAAUGCCUUCAACAUCUGGUAGAAACGAAAUUAAUGAAGCUCUUGAGGUGAUCGAGUCCACUAAUUUGAAAUACUUCACUGGUGAAAUGAAUGCUGAGUUUUAUGCUUUAAAAGGCCUACUUUUGGGCCAAAUUGGUCGCACGGAAGAAGCUGGAAAAUCCUUUAGUGCAGCAGUUCAACUUCACGAUGGACUGACAAAAGCCUGGGCUAUGUGGGGAGAUUAUAUGGAGCAAAUCUACCUGAAGGAUAAACAAAUAGCCAUUGGUGCUAAUGCAUUGAUCUGUUUCUUGCAUGCUUGUCGAAACCAGAAUGAGAGCAAGACAAGAAAGUAUAUCGCAAAGGUGUUAUGGUUCUUGUCGUACGAUAACUCCACCAAUACACUUAUAAACACUCUCGAGAAAUAUGUGGCCGGUAUUCCACCAUCUUAUUGGUUGCCGUGGAUCCCUCAACUCUUAUGUUGCCUGGAGCAGUUCGAGGGAGAUGUAAUACUUAAUCUUUUAAGUCAAAUUGGACGGCUUUAUCCGCAGGCCGUAUACUUUCCUAUUAGAACUCUAUAUUUAACAUUAAAAAUAGAACAGAGAGAAAAACAUAAAUCUGCCGAACAAGCCGUGAUUGCCGGCAAAUUUUCAUCUAAUUUGGAAAAUAUGGGCUCAAAUUCCGGCAGAACCCAACCCAUCCCUGUUCCAUCUGUAAAUCCAAUUAAAGCCACUCCACCAAUGUGGCGGUGCUCAAAAGUUAUGCAGCUUCAACGAGAAGUACAUCCCACGAUUCUUAGUUCAUUAGAAGGUAUUGUCGAUCAGAUGGUUUGGUUUAGAGAAAGUUGGACCGAAGAAGUACUUCGUCAGCUGCGUCAAGGCCUGAUUAAAUGUUAUGCCAUAGCAUUUGAGAAUCGGGGCACUGUUGUAAACGCCACGAUAACUCCCCAUACCCUGCACUUUGUUAAAAAGUUGGGUUCAACCUUUGGCAUUGGAAUAGAAAAUGUGCCAGGCUCUGUUACAUCAUCUGUAACGAAUUCGGCCGCAUCAGAAUCAAUAGCCCGUCGAGCACAAGUAACAUUCCAAGAUCCUGUUUUCCAAAAAAUGAAGGAACAAUUUACCAGCGACUUCGACUUUUCUAAGCCUGGCGCUAUGAAAUUACACAACUUGAUAUCAAAGUUGAAAACAUGGAUAAAAGUUCUCGAGACGAAAGUGAAAAAGCUUCCAACAUCAUUUUUAAUCGAAGAGAAAUGUAGGUUCUUGUCUAACUUUAGCCAAAAAACAGCUGAUGUGGAACUUCCCGGAGAGUUAUUAAUUCCGUCCUCAUCGCACUAUUAUGUGCGCAUCGCCCGUUUCAUGCCACGUGUUGAAAUAGUUCAAAAAAAUAACACUGCACCUCGUCGGCUAUAUAUCAGGGGGACUAAUGGAAAAAUAUACCCCUAUCUGGUGGUCUUGGAUUCAGGCCUUGGCGAUGCUCGACGUGAGGAGCGUGUCUUACAACUCAAGCGUAUGCUUAAUUAUUAUUUGGAAAAACAAAAAGAGACAAGUCGACGCUUUCUAAAUAUUACGGUGCCACGAGUGGUGCCGAUUUCACCUCAAAUGCGAUUAGCUGAAGAUAAUCCUGACAGUAUAUCGUUGCUAGAAAUAUUUAAGAAAUGUUGCCUGAAAGCAAAGAUGGAGUACGAUAUGCCAAUUGUAAAGUAUUACGAACGACUUUCUGAAGUUCAGGCACAAGGAACACAAACUUCUCAUACCAUUUUGAGAGAAAUUUUCUCUGAAGUUCAGUGGACUAUGGUUCCGAAAACGCUUCUUAAGCAAUGGGCCUUAAAAACAUUUGCUGCUGCAACCGAUUUUUGGCAGUUUAGAAAAAUGUUAACAUUGCAAUUGGCAUUAGCUUACCUGUGUGAACACGCAUUUAAUUUAACCCGUCUUAACGCUGAUAUGAUGUAUCUUCAUCAGGACUCUGGUCUUAUGAAUAUUUCAUAUUUCAAAUUCGACAUUAAUGAAGAUAAGGAUCAACUUGAACAACACAGACCCGUACCUUUUCGGUUAACCCCAAAUAUAGCAGAGUUUAUAACAAGCAUUGGAACUUCCGGACCAUUAUCUGCAGCAAUAGUCGCUACGGCUCGCUGCUUUAUCCAACCAAAUUAUAAACUCAGUUCGAUAUUACAAACCAUUAUCAGAGAUGAGAUAAUCACGUUGAAGAAGAAAGGAAUCAGAGAGAGCAAAUUUAUGGAGUCAGCUGAAGAGCACAACAGCGAUACUAACUCCAUGGAGCACACGGUUAGUGUUGUUAACACAGCUGUGGAUGUGAUAAUGAUGCGACUUAAUAAGAUUUCUUAUUUCGAUAAUAUUGAGACAAAAAAGGUAUCUAUGCUCAUACAGUCGGCUACGAAUGUUGACAACCUUUGUCGCAUGGACCCAGCUUGGCAUCCUUGGUUGUAAGAGAUUAGUUUAGUUUUAUAACAUAUUUAUCAAAUUGAUAUAUAAAUGUGAAUAAACUUAAUAUAUAACUAAAA